Molecule: messenger RNA, 606 nt
Organism: Pestalotiopsis fici W106-1
Lineage: Eukaryota; Fungi; Ascomycota; Sordariomycetes; Amphisphaeriales; Sporocadaceae
Exons: 1
Coding region: 1-606 (201 amino acids)
Source: RefSeq, a predicted model, not a curated record
AUGCGAAAGCAGCACACACAAGAACCAGCCUCAUCAGCGAUUAGCCACAACCAUACAUCGUCACCGAUGCUCCUCAAACUUCCAGCCGAGUUGCGCAUGGAGAUAUGGAGGCUCGUCCUCGGCGGCACCGUGGUUCGAAUCAGCCAGGAGCACAAGCCGCGGAUCCCCGAGCCUGCCUUGACCUGGACCUCGCGCCAGAUACGCGCCGAGGCGCUCCCAAUCUUCUGGGCGCACAGCAUCUUCGAUGGACGACACGAAGCUGUGCUUCGGUUCUUCGGGCUGAUCGGGAGAGACAAUAUCGAAAUGAUCCGACACGUGAGACACAGCGGGCACGUCGGGCUCAACCAUAUCGUAGGAAUUCGGCUGACGCUUUGGAUUCUGAGUGGUGCUUACGAGACCCUGGGAUUGCGCCCCGAGGCAUUACAUCUCCCUUUGCUGAUAGAAGAUGAAGGGGAAAGUUGGGUGAGCUUGCAGGAAGCCUCGCAACUACAGCAAAUUCGGAUGGGGCUGGGUCUUUCAGCCAUGCCGAUCGUGCGGCGGGCCAAGGAAAACAGCGAGUUGUUCUACGGCCACCGGGAGCAUUUCUUCAAUGGCCAGAGAGUGUGA